Alternaria burnsii is the source of this 1323-nucleotide messenger RNA. RefSeq lists its product as uncharacterized. The record is from RefSeq and is a predicted model, not a curated record. Gene Ontology annotation, cellular component: U5 snRNP. Gene Ontology annotation, molecular function: protein binding. Bases 1 to 1323 code for a protein of 440 amino acids. The transcript has a single exon. Lineage: Eukaryota; Fungi; Ascomycota; Dothideomycetes; Pleosporales; Pleosporaceae.
AUGGCCAGCUCCAGUGGAACUCACAACCCCGCGCGGCCAAAGCGCGCUGGCGAGCAGUUCACGCGAACCCACCACAUGGACGGCGACGAACCAUCGACCAAGAAACCCCGCUUCGACCCGCGCAACCCCUCUACGCUCGCUCCGGAUGCAGUCGAUGAUGAAGACCCUGCCCUUGAAGCCGACGUUAUCGGGAAAAGCGCGGGUAUCAAGCGAAAUGCGGUCAAUAUCGACGGCUACGACUCGGACAGCUCUACGGAGAACUUCGAUGCGCGCGCAGAAGCCCGAGCCAACAAAGACGAGCCAACAAAGACCCAAGAUGACGAUGACGACGACAUGUUCGCAGAGGAGGACAAGGAUGACGAGAUGGACGAGGAGUCACGGAGAGACCAGACAAAAAAGAAGAAGCUGCGAUUCCUGGACAACCACGAGAUUGAGGGCCAGGAAGCGGACAGCAAGGCGGGAGGUCAUGUCGCUGUUGACUUCACCAAAGGCCCGAAGAGCAGGACCGAAGACGUAGAGAGCAGCAGCGAUGAAGGCGAUGACGAGCUACGCGACCAGAUCGAUCCCGACAUGGACGAGGAGCUCGGUGCAGGCAGCAAGAAGAAGCAUGCGCCCAAGCUAGAUGCUUUCAACAUGAGUGCCGAGCAAGAAGAGGGCCGAUUUGACGAAGCCGGAAAUUUCGUGCGCAAGGCCUUCGACCCGGAAGCCGCUCAAGACUCGUGGUUGGACGGCAUAUCGAAGAAGGACAUCAAGAAGGCAAAGGAAGCGCAGGAAAAAUUGGAUGCGGAGCGAAAGGCCCGGGAACGAGCUGAAGAUUCCAUCGUCACCAGCGACGUCUUGUCGGCUCUCAUCGCACAUCUGGACGUUGGCGAGACGCCUAUGGAAGCUCUCGUGCGAUAUGGCAAGGCAGCACCAAAGAAGCCGGCCAAAAGCUGGACCAAGAAGAAGAAGAGUCAGGCUAUGGACGUUGAUUCGGAGCCGUCGCAAGACUCUGCAGCCAUCAAGGCAAAAGAGGUCAUCGAUUCCAUAACCGAAUGUGCAAGUCGGCUGUCCGAUCGAGGCGUCGAGGACAUCUACGAGCUGCCCCGCGAAUCCAUCAUGCGACAAUACAAGCGCGAGACGGGAGAAGAUUGGAAGAACCCGAAUCCGCAAUCAGUGCAAUGGGAGUUUCACUGGCUCAAUGCACCAGAAGGUGAGAUCAACGGCCCCUACGACCAAGCGACCAUGCAAGCAUGGGAGGCGAGCGGGCAGUUUGCAGCAGGUGCCGAGUUCCGACGCGUUGGUGAGACUGAAUUCUCGCGACUGCUCGACUUUGAGGACUGA